AUGGCUUGGAAGAGGCCGACAUGGCUGGGUGGCUCUGGCAACACCAACAACUCCCAGCCGUCUUCGAGCAAGGGUCGACCAGUACGGGCACCAACAGCACGUGGGCGUUCACACGAGACGCGCUCCUCCGAGAGCGACUCUACCACCCUCGUCUCAAGCUCCACCACCAGUGGUUCUUGCAAGGCUACCAAGGCCGGCACUGCCACGAGCACGCUAAAGAGGACCGGCGAUGUCGAUGUGGUGGUCAUCGGUGCAGGACUCUCAGGACUCAUCGCAGCAGAUGAGCUCAGUCGGGCAGGGCUUGGCGUCAAGGUGCUCGAAGCAAACGAUCGAGUCGGCGGCAGGACGCUCGAUGUACAACUCGAAGACGGCAACGUCGUCGAGAUGGGCGGCCAAUGGAUCGGUCCCGGACAGACUCAGAUCCUUCAGUUGAUCCAAGAGCUCGGUUUGCAAACCCACGAUACCUACGAUCAAGGCCGCAGCAUCUAUCGCUCCACCGAUGGAAAGGUCAAGACAUACAAUAACAUGAUCCCCUGCGGUAUUCUUCCAUCUCUCGAUCUCCUCCGCGCAACCCGCAAGAUCAACAGCCUUUCCAAAUCCGUCCCUGCAAAGACGCCAUGCCAAGCCAAGGAUGCACGCUACUGGGAUGAGAGGUCCAUUGGCUGCUGGAUCGACGAUGCCAUGUGGACAUUUGAGGCAAAGCAGCUCUUCCGAAUGGCCAUCAAAGCUGUUUAUGCAGAAGACUCGGAAUCCAUCAGCUUCUUGGAUCUCCUCGCCACCGUAGCCGGAGCCGGCGGAGACAUCGAGCAAGUCUUGAGCGAUGCGCAAACCACACGCAUUGUACAAGGACCACAAUCUAUCAGCGAGCGACUUGCCGCUCGUCUCCCCGAAGGCACACUUCAACUCAAUCAAAAGGUAUUGAACAUUCACAAGGCCGACGACGACGAGGCGACACCAGACCAAGAAGCGAUGUACAAAGUUUCGACAGUCGAGGGAGAAUGCAUCAAAGCACCGGUCGUCAUCAUCACUCCGCCUCGUCCGCUCAUCUGUCAAAUGGACUUCCAGCCACCCCUUCCAUCCGGUCUCAUCCAGUACUAUCGUCGUCAGCCCAUGGGCUCAGCCAUCAAGUUCAACGUCGUCUACUCGUCCCCCUUCUGGCGUGCUGCUGGUCUCAGUGGUGCUAUGAUCAACGCAGACGGCGAUAGUCCCGUUCAGAUGACUUACGACAACUCACCUGCCGAUGCCAAACACGGAACCAUUGUUGCAUUCGUGCUCGGCAACAACUCCCGCCGCUUUCUCCACAACAACCCAGACGCCGAAGCUCGCAAGAAGAUCGUGCUUGACUUCCUCGCGACCCUCUUUGGACCCGAGGCGCUCAACGCUCAGCAGGUACACGAAAUGAACUGGACGCUCGCACCUUACGCAACGGGAGGUUACGGAUCCUUCAACCCACCAGGCGUGCUCACCAGCUUCGAGGAGGACGAGCGUGACGAAAUGUCCAAGAUCGGCAACCUCUACUUUGCCGGCGACGCCACCAGCGAGAUUUGGCAAGGGUACAUGGAAGGUGCUCUCCUAUCCGGAAGGCGUGUGGCCAGCCGCAUUGUUUCCACCUUCGAGCCCUAA
Pseudozyma hubeiensis SY62 is the source of this 1623-nucleotide messenger RNA. RefSeq names its product polyamine oxidase. Bases 1 to 1623 code for a protein of 540 amino acids. Gene Ontology annotation, molecular function: oxidoreductase activity. The record is from RefSeq and is a predicted model, not a curated record. The transcript has a single exon. Lineage: Eukaryota; Fungi; Basidiomycota; Ustilaginomycetes; Ustilaginales; Ustilaginaceae.